CCGGAGGGCGGAGCUGCGGGUCUCUGCGCCCCCGGUAACGUUACCGACGGAUGCACCGAUCACUGCUGGGCGGAAGAGCGUCAUUUCAGCAGCAAACAGACCGAGAGAGAAGCAGCGCGGACGGACUCGGCGCUCCCGUUAACGGAGAUCAAGCGGGGAUCGAGGCGUCGACGCUUAUCGAAAGCGAUUUUCUCUUUCUUCCGCAGCAGGAUGGAUUUACACGCGGACGCCCGACGCGAGCGCGAUCCUCCCGCAUCACCGGCGGAGCGUCACUGAAGCAUCACCCGCGCUCCGCGACGCAUCCGACCGCUCCGAUGCGAACAAAAGCCUCGCUUUCACCUCCACCCUGACCGACCGCAGCGCCUCCAUCCGCAAUGAACAUCUAGAGGAGCGUCAGGCGAUGGGAUGAAGAUGAGACGUCACAGGGUUUUCUUGAUUUGCACGGUGGGACUGUGUGUCAUUUCCUUCCUGCAUUACUACAAGGCUCUCCACUACGUGUCCCUGCUGAGGGAGUUGUCUGCACCGUACCCUAACAUCAAAUCCUUCAUCAUGGUCACUGGUUUCUUCUGGAAGGAGGGCACCACCCCGCUGUCCAGCGCGUCUCCGGAGGAAGGGCCACCGCUGGUCCACAGGCUGUUGGACGGCAAGCCCCGGGCCGGAGGAGGCCUGGAGCUCGACACUGGACAAGAACCUGAAGCACCACAGCCGUGGAAGAGACCUGAAGAUCCGCAGCGUAGGAGCUCAGGGACUACAGAGGUCCACAAGGGAGGUUUGAUCGCCUGGCAGUCCAGCAGCCCAACCAACCAGAAGCCCGACCCACAGAGAGACGCUGCGGUCAGAGUCGCGGUGAACAAGCUUCAGCCACGUCACGCCUCAACUCCAGACCCACUGGAAUCCCUGGGCGACCUGCACCGCCGCACCCACGUCCUCCAGGAUGACCGCUCCCCUUAUUUCGUCCGUACCAAAGCAGGCGCUCUGUGCUUCCGUCAGGGGACGGAGGUGGCACCGCCUAAAGACGAGACGUUGAAAGCGAGACCCAGCAUAGCUGGCCUUGGCCAGCGGAGAAUCCUGCAGAAACCUGAUGAGUUGAAGACUCCAGCGAAAUCAGUGGAGGAGUCCGGAGCCGCUCGAGGGAAGCCCAAGCGCGGCAAGCGACUUGUGAAGUGCGUUUGUCGGCCGGGCUGGCACGGUCCUUACUGCGGAGUGCCCACUAUGGUAUACCACUCCAAUCUGCCCACGAAAGAGAGACUGACCCCUCGCGAGACGCCUCGACGUGUCAUAAACGCCAUCAACGUGAACCACGAGUUUGACUUGUUGCACGUGCGCUUCCGCGAGCUCCUCCGGGCCGUGGAUCUCUUCCUCGUGUGCGAGUCCAACUUCACGGCAUACGGAGAGAGGCGUCCGCUGAGGUUCCUGAAUCUGCUGCUCAACGGGACGUACGAUUACGUGCGCCACAAGAUCCUCUACGUUUUCCUGGACCAUUUUCCAGAUGGUGGCAGACAAGACGGAUGGAUCGCCGACGACUACCUGCGCACGUUUCUGACUCGCGACGGCAUGGCGCGGAUCGUGGGCUCGCGGCCCGACGAUGUUUUUCUCAUCAACGAUGCAGACGAAAUUCCGGCUCAGGAGGGAGUCCUUUUCCUUAAGCUUUUCGAUGGCUGGACGGAGCCUUUUGCCAUCCACAUGCGGAAGUCCCUGUACGGAUUUUUCUGGAAGCAGCUGGGCUCCCUCGAAGUGGUGUCGGGGUGCACCGUCGGGAUGCUGAGGGACGUCUACGACAACGACGGCAUUCGGCUCCGGCGGCGGGAGUACUACACCAUGCCGGGAUUCCGGAAGUACGAGAACGACACCGGACACAUCUUGGUGCAGUGGUCGAUUGGAAGUCCGUUCCAUUUCGCAGGCUGGCACUGCUCCUGGUGUUUCACGCCAGAGGGAAUUCACUUCAAACUCAUUUCGGCCCAGAACGGGGACUUUCCUCGCUGGGGCGACUACGAGGACAAGCGCGAUCUCAACUACAUAAGGGAGCUGAUCCGAACCGGGGGCUGGUUUGACGGCUCCGUGCAAGAGUACCCUCCCUCGGACCCUAAGGAGCACAUGUAUGCCCCCAAAUACAUGUUGGAUCAUUAUGAUCACUACCGCUACUUGUUGGAGAACCCUUAUGCCAAGCAGUCCAACCUAGGAGACGCAUAGAGCAGAAUGAGGGCCAAAGAUGGUUUGAUUGAAGACCGUAAGGAAGGGGAACAGAGAGGGAGAGAAGAGAACGCCGUCCUGUUCUUCUCUUUCCUCUCUCUCUCUCAUUGGUCCCAACAUCCAACACCGUCCAAUAUCUGAAUGCAGGCCUUGCAGAGACCAACAGCAAACCUUUCUGUUUUGGUCGAUGUUUACAUGAAUGAUUUCCAGCGUUCUUUGAGAUACUCUGCAAUAGACGCCUCCUGUGUUCACUGUACAAGACUGUGUGUAUGUGUGUGUGAGAGAGAGUGAAUGUGUGUGUGUGUGUGUGUGUGUGUGCGCGAUCAGACUGAAUUUCAUUGGUGCACAGACUUUCUUGCUUGCACUUUAGAAUCAAAAUAAGAAAACUCAUUGCACAAAUGCCACAUUUUUGGGUUUGUUGACAGCUUGUAAAUUCCUCCGAACUCAAACGUCUUUUUCCUCGGUCAGAAAAAUAUCUUUGUGUAUCAUUGUGAGCUGUUCUGAAUGAGUUUGUGGACUAGAGAGAGAAAGAAAGAGGCCAUUCGAGAGAAACAGAGCUUUGUUUGAGCUCUGCUGGGUUCUGAUGGAGCUGAUAUGUGAGAUUGUGCCGAGCGAGAGAGGUCUGCUCGGAUAACACAAAUGAGCUUCCUGUUUGAGAAAUCCUUGCGGAAAACACCCUAAAGCUGGAAAAAUAGCUGUUUUCAAGUCAGAUAUUUAGUCUGUGAACCACUCAUGUUGUGCACAAGAAUGGGGAGACGCCAGAUAAAAAAUAAGUCAGAGGCUCUGUUCCAAACUAGUGAGAUGCCUUCGUAGGCAGCACUUUAAGGCAUCACAGCUGCGUCCCUACACAAAGGUUGUUUCAAAUCAUCUGCUGCCUUCCAAUUUACCUUCUUUUGGCCAAAUUUAAAAUUCUAAUUCAUCUUUUUCAGAGAAGGCGUGAUCUGAGAAGGCAUUGCGACAAUCUACUUAAAAAAAACAUCCAUGAUGGCGGACAAAGACUUGCUGAUUAUAAAUGCAAUGUAUUCAAUACAGAAAAGCAUUGAUAUAAACAGUUUAGUCCAAUGUGUAGUUUUUGUUUUGCUUAACUGGAAUCAGCAAUGCAGCUCACUGUGUUUUGGAACAGAGCCAUGUAGUGUUUGCUGGUCUUGGCUCUCUCGUGAUUUAAUUUUAAGUCAGAGCAGGAAACAGUGUCUUAAGAAAUCCGGCACUGGAAAUUCCCUGUUCUCAGAGCUGUGAAGCCAUCUGAUCACAUUAGAGAUCUGUGCGGAAUUACAUUUACACAGCGGCACAGAGAUCUGAAGAGUUGUGGAUGAUUUGACAGGGAUUGUUGUAGGAUAAUUCUGUCAUUUAAUGACUAUCUUUCUUCUGGCGCUGUUAAAGUCAACAUGAAAUCAACAUGGACUCUCUUAAUUCAUGUUUCUGCCUUAUUGUGAAUGAUUCACCGUUAAUAUUCUGAAGAAUUACAGCUGACAUCAUCAAUCCACUGACAACAUCUGAUAAAAAAUCAAGUCCCAUCCUACAUUUGUUCUCGCGCUUUCAUUCCAGAAAUACAAGUAAAACAUGACACAAAACCAGUCAUAAGGGUAAAUUUAUUUGAAAUUGAGAUCUAAAUCUAAAUACAUAAGCUUUCCAUUGAUGUAUGGUUUGUUAGGAUCGGACAAUAUUUGUCUGAGAUACAACUAUUUGAAAAUCUGGAAUCUGAGGGUGCAAAAAAAUCUAAAUAUUGAGAAAAUCACCUUUAAAGUUGUCCAAAUGAAGUUCUUAGCAAUGCAUAUUACUGAUCAAAAAUUAAGUUUUGAUAUAUUUACGGUAGGAAAUUUUUAAAAUAUCUUCAUGGAACAUGAUCUUAAUACCCUAAUGAUUUUUGGCAUAAAAGAAAGUGUCAAUAAUUUUGACCCAUACCAUGUAUUGUUGACUAUUGCUACAAAUAUAGCUGUGCUGCUUAUGACUGCUUUUGUGCUGCAGGGUCACGUAUGGGUUGUGAAUGCCUUUUCAUGUUGACUUUAAUCCCCAAAAUGAUCAGCCAUAAACAAACUCCCAUAAACAGGGAAUCACUUCCGAAGAACAUUAUCUCUCUGUCAGACAUGCUGCUAAAAACAGAUCUCCAGAUAUAGGAAAUAUCUGUGCGCCGGGGAAUUAAAACACUGCCAUGGUGAAAUAUAUAUCACCAGUAGUCAAGGGUCAUGAAUUUAUACUCGCAAAUGACUUCACUGAUUACUCACUGGUAAAAGGUCAUUCGGCUGUGACACUACACAUAUCUGUGUGGCCUGUUCGUGCCACUGACUGCUGUUCUGUGUCCCAACAGCAGCACAUUAUAAACAGGCUAAAGAUAGAGACAGCGUUAGAUGUCUGAAGACAUAACAGAUCUCAGCAGAGAGACAGGUGCACAAGCGUUUAUAGUGUUCAUCCGCCAGGGUCUCAGAUGUGCUUCAUGCCACUGUGAUUGCAGUGCGCUCGUGACCUUCGUGUGCACAGAAAAUGAGAGAUCGAAUGACAUCUCCAAAUUCCACAUGGGAAUAGAGUCAGAAUGUUGAGCUUUUAUUCCAGUGACGUCUGGUGAAGCGAUUGCAUUCUUAUCCUGAAACUCCAGCAUUAAUGAGCAGACGAGUUUGUUUCAUUCUUACUGAAUCACAAUCAGUUCACAUCUGCAUAUCAAGCAGCCAGCAGGUGCAGGAAUAUCUGUAUUAAUGGCCUUAUGAAUGACCUCUUGAGUUGGCAUCAUAUUUUACAGGCAGGAGAGCCAAACUCAUAUCAGAGUUCACAUCUGCAGGAUGGGACCCGUCCUUCCAUAACCGUCGUGCCACAUUUAGUUCAGAAGAACAUUUUAUUCGAUUUGAACCUGUGUGACAGCAGGUGCUAAGAGGAGAUUUUGUGUUGAAUUUAAUGAUGGUUUUGCUCAUUGAGGUGUUUGGCUGUAGAUCAGGAGCUCACAGACUCUCUCUCUCUCUCAGUUAACAAACAUUCACUGUUUUGGACUUAUUGUCUUUUUUGUUUUGUGUUGUUUGCUGUUGUAAAUGUUGUUGCUGUUUACAUUAUUUAUCUUAUUUAUUACUCUCCUGUUUCUGUGUAGAAAAGGGAAGCUCGGUCUGUCAGAGGAAAGAGAAGUUCUUCUCUGACUCGGUAUGAAAGACUGAAACGUCUCUCUCCUCCACGUCAUCCCUCCAUCCCGUCCUCUCGCACCGUAUUAUUCAUCUUAAACACGAUAGUGAAAGUCACUCAUGAACCUUCUUGGCCAGAAACACGUAGUAUGCAAACGCACGUUCUUGUGCUAUUGAGAUUUGAGAGUUUCAUCUGUUUAUUCUAUAUUUUCAGAAUCAGAAUCAGAACUUGAAUCAGAACUUGGUGCUGUGCAUUGGUUGUUAUUUGGAUGUUGGGAGGUGGGCGUGGCAUUCAUAAGUGUAUGCAGAUGAGUGUGAGUGUUUAUGGGGCGGAGUUUGAGAGCACUAAAUGAUUGGAGAAAUCCUGCAUACAUCACUAGUCAUUUAAGACUUUUCAAUUAAACAUUACCAGGUCAAAAAAAAAUAAAAUGAAAGAUAAAUUGUUCACAAUAAGAUCAAUAAUUUGAGGGGAAAUAAAUAGGAAAAAAAAAAUAAUCAAAUUCCAAUAGCUGACUUUAAGGGCUGGAAUACACUACAUGAAGUCAUAACAGAUUUUAAAACACCAGGCAUAGCCUAGUUAGCAGCAUGCCAACAUAUAACCUUUGCGUUACACCGUGUCCUAACUACACGCAACGCGACAAGAUUCCAGCCACAAGCAACUUGUCUGUCCACAGCCAAUCAGAAGCGUGUGUGGGCGGGCUCUCUCUGGAAGCACUGCACUCGCAACGAAAUGGAUAAGUUUAUGAUCCAAUUCAUGAAUAUUAAACCUUUUUAACAUUAUUAAAUGUACAUACUGACUGAUACUAUCUUUGUUAUGGAAUACACUUGAGUUCCCAGCUUUAAUUUAUUUUCAAGAUCUAAGGUAAACUGUCUAUUGUUGCUUUCAGUAUGGCUAUAAGGUCACACAAAAUGAUAUUUAAACUCAUAUUAGACACGUUUAACUUUGAAUAAAGCACAUAAUCACCUGAGAUUAUCUACUGUCAUAUAGUUUGUAUGCUGUCCAGCCGCGACAUCACGGAAAUAGAAACCGAUUUUGCGUAUUGGUUACUUAGGACAAAAACUCAUGGAAAAGAUACCUUUUAUCGCGUGUUGCAGCGUGGCAUGCAGUUAGGACACGGUGUUUCAGGUGUCCCGAGUUCGAAUCCCGGAUCAAGGACUUUUCCAGAUCCUGCCCCCAUUACUUGCCAAUUUUUAAAUAGUUUCAGACAAAAAUGGGCAUCACUAAAGGACUGAAGAUCUCACACUAAAAGACUUGUGAGUUUCAAGAACAACGAACUCAUGCAGUUGGUAUAGGAGAUGCAUAACAAAUGAAAACAAAAUGUGUUUUAAAAUUGGCUCAACAAUAUUUAUUUAAAUAACAUCACCUUUGAUAUAUUCUGACUGGAUGGAAUCAGUGUCUGAAGAUAAAAAAAAAAAAAAAAUGGAGUCUGUACUCACCGUACGCGAUUUUCUUAGGACUGACUCUGAUGUUUGGCAACUAGCAUCGACAUGUUUAGACUUAAAAUCGAUGCUAAAAUCUGUACAAAUGCCGUGUAAUGUAUUCCAGCCUUCAACAAGAUUCUCUUAAACUCUAGCUCCACCAGAACAAGCAAACUGACCCGUUAGAAACUAGCCACCCGCCACUGACGGCUGAGAACGCAGCGCGCAUGCGCAGUAAAUUGAUCUUCGGCACGUUUCCGUUUGCAUACUUGCGUAAAGUUUGAUUCUGGUCAUUAUCUGGGGUUUGUCUUGUGACUCACCUGUGAACGGUGUCGUCUCAUUUAUCAGGGAGCUUUGCUCGCAUCACCGACUCGCAGCUUGUACCGUUUUGUGAUAAACGGAUGAACACGCACGCUUAUAUUAAUACAAGGUUUUAUACGGAAUGAAAGAACGAACGAAAGAGCAGGUGUCACCACAAAUCAAAGGAAAUGAUGACGUUAAUCAUGAGGUGGUAUAUGGACACACACUUACACAACACCUGGAUAUUAAAUAUGUGCGCAUAUAUACAUGACUGAGCCGCUGUCAUCAGCUUCAUCAGCUGUUUGAAGAAGAUGCGAUGAUUAGCGUGAGUGUCAAACACGCUCAGGGCUCCACAAACACGCGUGAUCCUUCAGGAAAUAAUAGUGAACGUCAGAAUCUCCCGUGCUGUCAAACUGUUCAUAUCUGCACUGCAUUUUAUGAUUUUUUUAAGCGUAACUUAUUCAGUGUGUUCUGCUUUAAUAUAUUGAAGAUUUUUUUAUUUCGUUAUAUUUUGGGUGAAUUUAACAUUUCUUCUCAUCAUAAUGUGUAAUCUUGUAUACGACGCUGAGAUCCUCAUAUUGUAACACAAAGAUCAUUGUCAUGUUUGUCACUAUUAUUACUGUAUGGGUUUCUGUUCCGCUAAUCAAGUUUAACUUCCCCUGUGAUCUGAUUUCAUAUGCGCUGCAGUGUGAACACUCUCCUCCAAUCACGUCCAUUCUUUUCUCACUCUCCUCCAAUCGCGUUCUCCUCUCUCUCUCAAUUCAAUUCAAAUGAGCUUUAUUGGCAUGACUUGCACAGUAUUGCCAAAGCAUUGUCCAUUACAUGAAUAAGAAUAUCUCUCUCUCUCUCUGUGUGUGUGUGUGUGGGGUGUGUGGGGUGUGGGGGGGGGGAGUUUCUCAUACUGGUUCACAGAUGGAAUCAUUUCUCUAAUAACCGCAGUCAGACAAAGGACGUAUCAAUGAGAAAAGAAUUAAAGUGUUUGAAAAGAAUGCACUGCUAAGAAGGAGCGUGUACAUUUAAUGAGUUUAUACAAUCUUUUUUUGUUUUGUGUAUAUGAAUGGCUAUAUGUUAACCUUGAAGAAAAAUUAAAAAUAACAAAUUCUAUGACAAAAACUAUAAUAAAUUAAUUUGAAAACCACUUUCCAUUUACAUGUUUCACUGUGGCACUUUGUGUUUCAUGUAUAUGUGACCCUGGGCCACAAAACCAGACACAAGGGUCAGUUUUUUUUUUUUAAAUUGAGAUUUAUACAUUAUCUGAAAGCUGAAUAAAUAUGCUUUCCAUUGA
Onychostoma macrolepis is the source of this 8292-nucleotide messenger RNA. It is a transcript of the gene mgat3b, whose product is annotated as beta-1,4-mannosyl-glycoprotein 4-beta-N-acetylglucosaminyltransferase b. Bases 406 to 2190 code for a protein of 594 amino acids. Gene Ontology annotation, biological process: N-acetylglucosamine metabolic process; protein N-linked glycosylation. The transcript is spliced from 3 exons. Lineage: Eukaryota; Metazoa; Chordata; Actinopteri; Cypriniformes; Cyprinidae. The record is from RefSeq and is a predicted model, not a curated record. Gene Ontology annotation, cellular component: membrane. Gene Ontology annotation, molecular function: beta-1,4-mannosylglycoprotein 4-beta-N-acetylglucosaminyltransferase activity.